UAGCGUCACCACAGUGCGCUUCCAAAUUCAUGACUUCGCCUUUCCUCAAAUCUCACAGAGACAAAGAAACGUCCGCGGCAGCCUCAUGAGAACAUGUUGUUGACGAAGGACUGCUUAUCUGAUGCCUUCACCCGUUUGGACGGGUUCUGUUCGUUCGAGCUGUAGAGAAGUUGGACCUGCAGAGCGUCGCUAACAUGAUGGCUGAAGAUGACAGUGAGUGGAUAGUGGAGAGCAUCGUUGGCUACCUGGGAAGUCCCGAGUGGGUCAUUCCUGUCUCGGACUUUAUGGAAAACAAAUGCACAGUUUUUGACGAGGAAGAUGAAAACAAGUUAUCAUAUACAGAAAUCCACCAUCAGUAUAAAAAACUGGUGGAGAAGCUGCUGGAGACUUACAUGCAGGAGGUUGGCAUCAAUGAGCAGCAGCUAAUGGAUGCAUGCACGUCUCCUUUUGCCAAGUCCCCAGCUCUGCAGCCUGUGUUCCAGCCAGUCCUUGCUACAGAUGACUUCCAGAUGUUUCGCUCAUUAAUGGUUCAGAAAAACAUGGAGCUGCAGCUUCAAGCCCUCAGGGUCCUGAAAGAAAACAACGGGGCCCUUCCAGAGUGUCUGACUGACGGUGUUGACGUGAUGACUGAGUUGCAGCAGCAAGAAAUGAAAAUCCUUGAGGAGGUUCUCAAAAAGUCAAAAGAAGAAUACGAAAAAGAAAUGUCCAGGAGGCUGCUGUUCGAGGGGGAAACUGGUGCCACUUCCAGCAGCGGCACUCACAAGUCAAUAAAAGCCAGUAGUGACUCUCAGAUUACCACGUUAGGUCCAAGCCAGCCAAGCAACCCUUCCAAACCCACAUCAGAUUGUGGCAAAAACAGCAUCCAGUCCAGAGUCCUUCCAACAGUAAGAGCUCCAGUAAAGUCCAGCGAGGUCUCCAACUCCAACAGCUCUCAAACUGUGGAGCCGAGUAGCAACGGCAGCCGUACUGCAGCCGAGGCUUGCCCGGAGCAGGCGUACAAGGAAGAUGGCUUCUCGACGCCGUACACUCAGCUGUCCUCGUCAGAGCAGCAGCAGCAACUCCAGCAGAGGGCGCUGUACCUGUGUCAGCAGAGAGACAAGCUGCACGCGCUGAGGAAAGACCAACAAAAAAACAAGCAAACCACCACAGCAGAGGAGGCGCAAUGCAGUCUCACAGCAGCAGCCUCUACCACCCCGGAGGCACAGGGACAACCCCAGAUGAAUGGGGCAAGUUCCCCUCCUCCUCUUCCUCCUCCUCCUUCAGCACAACCCUCUACUAACUCCUCUAAACAGAAGGAAAUACCUCCUGAGGAAAAGAAGAAGCUGCAGAAGAGAAAACACCUGGCUGAGAAACUGAAAGAGGAAGUGGUCAAGAAAUGAAUUUGCUUCCAAAUGCAGUACUCAUGUUUAACCCUGUCUGCUCUGCGGUACUCGCAACGCUUCAGCUUUACACUGACUUUAUACAACAUAGCUCAGCUUUUGUUUUCAUGAAAGUAAAACAUAAGACAUUAUUUUCUUUGUAUUGUUUGCUGUUUGCAGCACAAAGAGUCUUUUAAAUCAAAAAGAAAAAAAUUGUAUAGGUCUUC
Austrofundulus limnaeus is the source of this 1585-nucleotide messenger RNA. RefSeq names its product cilia and flagella associated protein 36 (gene cfap36). Bases 195 to 1379 code for a protein of 394 amino acids. NCBI's taxonomy places the organism in Eukaryota, Metazoa, Chordata, Actinopteri, Cyprinodontiformes, Rivulidae. The record is from RefSeq and is a predicted model, not a curated record. The transcript is spliced from 10 exons. Gene Ontology annotation, cellular component: ciliary base; axoneme.